Molecule: messenger RNA, 9555 nt
Organism: Linnemannia hyalina
Lineage: Eukaryota; Fungi; Mortierellomycota; Mortierellomycetes; Mortierellales; Mortierellaceae
Source: the annotation of a GenBank genome assembly
AUGUUGGAAGGACUAGUCGCAGGUCUUCUCAACCGAUUCAUCGGUCCCUAUGUCACCAACCUCGACGUCAGCCAGCUCAACAUCGCCAUCUGGAGUGGUGAUGUCAAGCUCACCAACUUGCGACUGAAGAAGGACGCGCUCGACAAGUUCAACCUUCCCGUCGAUGUGACUGAAGGCUACCUGGGUGAACUCACGCUUAGCAUCCCUUGGGCCAACUUGAAGAACAAGCCCGUCAAAGUCUACAUCAACAACCUCUACCUUCUGUGUGUUCCUAAAGCCGAGUCCGAGUACAACCCCGACGAAGAGGCCGCACGAGCACAGGCAUUGAAGGAGGAUAGACUGGAGAAUGCCGAGCUUUUGAACACAAAACCCACGGCUGGCAUGGAUGGUAUGGGCAUGCACGAGGAGAAGAAAAAUGCAACGUUCUUGAACCAGCUCAUCACCAAGGUGGUCGACAACUUACAAGUUUCGAUCAACAAUAUCCAUCUUCGAUAUGAGGACAAGUUGUCCGAUCCAAAGCAUCCGUUCUCCGCCGGUUUGACUCUUUCACAGCUCUCUGCAGUCUCCACAGACGGCGAGUGGUCCCCAACAUUUAUUCAUGACGAGGCCAAUACCAUUCACAAGCUUACCACGCUGGACUCUCUGGCCGUAUACUGGAAUACAGACUCGCGUUCGCUUGCCGGACGGAGCAAAGAGGAUGCAUUGAAGGUGUUCGUGGACCUUAUCGCCAAAGCCAAACAUGUCCCCGAAGAGCACCAGUACAUCCUCAAGCCAGUCUCAGGAACAGGAAAAGUCAAGCUCAACAAACGUUAUGGUGGCGAUGUUCCCAAGGCUGGAAUCUCGCUCGACUUUGAGGAGCUGGGUUUUGUGGUGGACGAUGAACAAUACAAAAAUGUGCUUCUGAUGAUGGGUCUCUUCCACUCCUUCAUGAGGCAACACGAGUUCCGGAAAUUCCGACCUCCCAGGGCCAUCACACCCAAGAAGGAUCCACUGGCCUGGUUCCGAUAUGCAGGAAACGCGGUGCUCUCACAGAUUCACGAGAGAAAUCGCAAGUGGACCUGGGCGUACUUUGAGGAGCGUCGGGACGACCGCAAGGCGUAUGUUGAACUGUACAAGAACCACAAACUGGGCCGUAACGAUGUCGAGGACGAGGAGAGACUCAAGGCACUGGAGUGGAAGCUUUCAUAUGAUGACAUUCGCCUGUACAGAAGUAUCGCCAAGGGUGUUUUGCGCAGAGAAAAAAUCCUGAUCGAGAAGAGGCAGGUUGCUGAACAACCCAAGGGCUGGCUCAGUUCUUGGUGGUACGGCAGCGGAGCAGAUUCAACCGAAAGUAAAGCCGAGAACGAGGAAGCGACAUCUCUCACCGACGCUCAGAAGCAGCAGCUGUAUGAUGUCAUUGAUUACGACGAAAAGACGGCACUUCAGGCUAAUCUCGAGGAAGCAAAGGACACAAUUCUCUUUGCCAUCAACGCCAAGCUCAAGACUGGAUCUUUCGCAUUGAAGAAGGACCCACAUGGAGCAAACACGACUAUCUUCAGCAUCGUCUUCGACACAUUCAUCGCCAACGUCUUGCAACGCACAGACAACUUCCAGGCUGGAAUCGCCCUCGGAGGCUUGACCUGUAUCGAUGGCACUACCCAGAACACGCUUUAUCCCAAAAUCAUCCGUGUGAAGGAGGCUGAGAGCAAGAAGGGGUUGUUGUCCACUGUCACGGACGGCGGCACUGUGUACGGCGGAGAGGACAGCCAUAAUGCAGGCACUAACAAUGCCGCAGAACUGAACUUCAGCCCAUUCUUCUCGGUCAACUUUGAGCACAACCCAUUAGACGGCCAUGCUGAUAACGUUCUGGAGGUCAAGAUGAGACACUUGGAGAUCCUGUACAACCCCAAGACAGUCGAUACUGUCCUCGAUUUCCUGAAGCCACCUCAGAGUGAGGCCGACAGCAUCAACGCCCUCUUGGAGGCUGCUGGAGACACUUUGGAAGGUUUGGCGGCUCAGACACGAGCUGGAUUGGAGUACGCUCUAGAGGAGCACAAGCGCUUGGAUCUGCGUGUUGACAUGGACGCUCCAGUCAUGAUCUUCCCUGAGAGCUGCACGGAUAUCAAUGCGCUCGUUGCAGUGCUUGAUGUUGGUCACAUCUUCGUAGAGAGCAAGUUGGUCUCCAAGGAAGACAUGGCUGUUGUAGAGAGCAACCACAAGCGCACCAUGGACCCCAUCGCCUUCGAGAGGCUGGAGGAUCUCAUGUACGAUCGAUUUGUCGUCCAACUCUCAAGCACACAGCUUUUGGUUGGUCAAUCAGUCGAGCGUUGUUUGCAGCAGAUCCGGAAGCCGUCCAAGGAGAACGACCUCCAUGUCAUCGACAAGAUCAACAUGACCUUCCAUGUGCACCUCUCCAUUCUGCCCCAGGCUCCAAACCUGACAAAGAUUCGAGUCUUUGGUGACCUGCCAUUGCUUCAGAUCAACUUUUCUGACAGGAAAUACAAGACUCUGAUGCGCAUUGUCGAUUUAGUCGUUCCCAAGGAUCCCGAGGCCCCAGCGGCGCCACCACCCAAGCCCAAAUCUUCCAUGAAAUUGCCACCUUUGCUCUCCAAGAACGCCUACAAGGACGAUCUCGUUUUCGGCGACACGACGGAAGGAGAGUCUGAUGAGGAGCGCGGAAGUACCAGUCAGGAAGAAAAGAUGGUCGAGAAGGAGAAGGAGUCGAGAGGCGCCAUGCUGUUCCAAAAGACGUUCCAGUUCAGCUUCAAGGUGGCCAAGUUUGCGGUGACUCUUAAAAAGGCUCUUCAGGAUGUCAAUGCCCCUGAAAGAGUUCUGGCGGAUUUGAUUAUCGAAAAGUUCGACCUCAAGUUUGUGCUUCGCCCAGUGGACAUGUGUGUGGAUAUUGUUCUCGGAUCGCUCUACGUUGAGGACAAGGUAGAGCCAGCUCCACUCUAUCCCUACUUGCUCUCAUCUGAUGCUGACGGCAAGUCACCAGCCUCUGGAGGAGUUGAAGAUCUCGUACGAGUUUCCUAUAUCAAGGUCAACCCAACAUCUCCCGACUACCUCACCAAGUACAAGGGCAUCGACGCCACCGUCGACAUCUCUCUUUCGACUGUCACGAUGAUCCUCACGCGUAAGAGUGUGUUGACCCUCUUCGACUUUAUUCUCACCACAUUCACCGGGCCUGCUCCAGCACAAGCGCAGCCUCCAUCUCGCCCAGCGGCCAUCAACGGAGAACUACCUGCCAGUCAGACGGCUCUGGCUCAAGCUGAUGACAAACCUGCAACUCAGGACAAGAUGAAGGUCAAGGUCAAGAUGACCAGUAUCAACUUUAUUCUCAACAACGACGGUCAGAGAUUGGCAACCAUGGCGCUGUCACAGUGCGACGUCUCCGUUCUCAUGACACCACCCACCAUGCGCGUCAAUGUCAAGUUGGGCAACUUCACGCUAACGGAUGACAUCAACCCAGGAAAGCAACAGAUCCUUGCCAUUCAGGGUGAAGAGUUUGCCGAUUUCGCAUACGAGACCUACGACGUUCAUUCGACCAGCUACCCUGGCUACGACGCUUCUGUUUUCUUGAAAGCAGGAUCUCUGCAGCUGACCUUCCUCGAAGAGUCUAUCCAACAGUUGCUGGACUUUUCGACCAAGUUUGCCAGGAUGCACGUCCUAUACGACUCUGCUCGCAAUGCAGCUGUCAACCAAGCGCAGGCUUUGCAGACGACUCAGAGCAAGUUCCAUUUCGAUAUCAACGUCAGCACACCCAUCGUCAUCUUGCCCAAAGAUGCCAAGUCUCGCAACACUAUCGUCGCCAACUUGGGAGAGAUUUCGAUCAGGAACGAGUUUGCAGAGGACACCCAUAUCGAAGGAGGCACUCUGGAUCAGAUGAAGCUCGGCAUUCACUCGAUCAACCUUCUCAGCCAGUUCUACUUUGACGACUCGAUCCAGGAAUUGCAGAUCAUUGAGGAUGUUGAUAUUGAGUUUGAUGUGAUCCGAGCCGCUCACAAGGAUGGCUUGGCGCGUCCAGACAUGGAGCUGAUCGGUCAGAUGUCGGAGGUCAACAUGAACCUUACUGAGCUCCAGUACAAGACUCUCUACGAAAUCUCGCUCUCGGUUGCUCGCGCCUUUGGGGGUGGCAGUGAGGAGGACACGAAUGCGCUGGCAGCCUCGGCUGGAAUCACAGCUGCUCCUGCACUACCCCCUGUUGUCGUCAAGUCGACUGAUGAGAGUUGGACGUCGAUGGAUCUGGUGUUCAGUCUGCCCAAGGUUGCCCUGGAGAUCUACCAUGGCGAUGCAACCCAGAAGGAGGAGUUGCGUGACUGCAGUUUCUCCAAGUUCUCUCUGACCAAGACCGACUUCAAGUACAAGAUGCAGACCGAUUCGACCAUGCAAGCGGAGCUCUCUAUUCAGGAUCUCAUCAUCAACGAUACCAGACGCAACGUCAAGACCAAGUUCCGCGAGAUCAUCCCUGCCAACCUGCACGACAGCCCCCAGAUCUCCUUGUCGCUUAGCACUUUUGAUGACAAGAGCAUGCUGGUCUUGUUCAACUUGGACAGCCCCAAGAUCAUUUUCCAUUUGGAGUACAUCUUUGCUUUGCAGAACUACUUUACGAGCGUCCUCGCAUCGGGACCCGCGGAAGAACCCCCCAAGGCUGGCAGGCGACCAUCGACUACAAGCCAGGUUUCGAACCGCAGCAACAGCUCACGUAACGCCGCCGCCUCGUCUAAUGCCAUCGAGCCUGCCAAGCCCGCAGAACAGGGCCCUCCCCUGCACUACAGAGUCAGCGUCAACUCGCCCGAGAUUAUCUUGCUCGCCAACGCAGCCAGCUCUGCCACAGACGCCAUUAUCCUUUCAGCCCAUCAGGUCGUGUUGUCGCAACAGGAGACCAUGACCUUGAUUGUCGAUCGCGUCGGAAUGUUUUUGUGCAAAAUGGACAAGCGCGAGGAUACCUGUCUUCGAUUUAUCGACAACUUCGACAUUGCUCUUUCCAUGGGAACUCGCUCGCCUACACCUGGACACCAGCUCACCAACAUCACUCUGGACGUUCGACCCUUGGUUCUGAGACUGUCGUACCGUGAUGCUAUGCUGGUCAUGGACAUUGUCAACAAGGUGACGGAGCUCCAGUCGAUGGUGCAGCCUGCCGUCGGGGAGAAGCCAAAGCCCGUCAAACAGAUUCAAGGAGCAGGACCUACCCCUAGAGCGAUCGCAGAGGCCGACAGACGUGCGGUUAUCACCUCGGCCACCUCUAUCGCGCCUAAGCCCAGCGCCAAGCGUAUCGUCGAAGAAGCCUCGUUUGUCUCAACCCGCGAAACGCUCAAGGGAGUCAUCCAGGGCCUUCAGCUUAUUCUCAUCGACGACAUGCACAGUUUGCCGAUGCUGGACUUGAAGCUGGACCGGUUCGAUUUGGAGGUCAAGGAGUGGUCGUCGGAGAUGAAGGUCGAUACUUCCCUUCGCCCGAGCAUCAACUACUUCAACGUCAGGAACUCUCAUUGGGAGCCUCUUCUUGAGCCCUGGCAGUUGGUGAUCCACGUCGCCAAGGUUGUUCAGCCUGCCAACAUGUUGAUUGACAUUUUCUCCAAGCAAGAUCUCAACAUCAACAUAUCGCACACCUUCAUUGAAACUGCCCUGCAGAUCAUGACGACCAUCCAGAAGGAACCAGAGCACGCGGCAUCCAUCAACCGCGAGACUCUGGUGCCUUAUGUUCUGAAGAACAAAACAGGUUAUCCUCUGCAUGUCUGGGCCGAGUCGGAAAACAACGUUGACAUUGUCGUUCACAAGAUGAAGGACGGUGCCAGCCUGCCCUGGCGAUUUGAUGACUGGAGAAAGAUGCGCGAGACUGUGGCAAGCAAGAAGAACACUCUUGGUAUCCAGUUCGAUGGAGUCCCAUGGGAGAGUCUCAAAGAUGUCCCUGUCGAGAGGGAAGGACGUUACUUGUACGUGCUUCGACCCAAGUUGAACAAGGUCUCUCACCGCGUUGCUGUCGACAUCCAGAUCAAGAACAACGUCAAGGUCGUCACCUUCAGCUCUGCUUUGUUGGUCGAGAACGCCACUUCCUUGCCCAUCGAGGUCGUGGUUAUUGACGAGAAGAGGAAGCACCUCUCCAGUGCUCAGAAAAUUGCUCCCGGAGAGGAUUACUCAGUUCCCAUCGAGUCAGCAUACAAGCACCGCCUCCUCGUUCGUCCUGAUCCAGGAUUCAACUACAACUGGAACACUGAGCCCAUUUUCUGGCGCGAUCUGGCCACGCAGCAGCAUAGCCAGCAGCGAUACGGAUCGAAUGGCCAGAGUGUGAAUUCAGUCAGCUGCCAACCCAGCGAAGACCGGACCCAGCAACCCUUCCGUUUCCAGGUUCGCGGAGGAACUGAUAACUUUGAUCCACUUGCCAAGGACUAUCCCUACAUGACUAUCCGCCUCAGUGCACCUGUUGAGAUCGAGAACUUAUUGCCCUACAACAUGCGAUACACAAUCAUGGAGAAGACUUCGCCCAAGCACAGCGGACCUGUGGUGACCUCGUACCUGCGUAAGGGUGGUAUCUCGCCAUUGCACACCGUCGAUGUUCGCAACCUCAUGCUCCUUAGCGUCGUCAUCGAGAACACGACCUUCCUCCCCAGUGAAUACGCCAUCGUCACGUCUCAUGACCCCGACGAGCUUCCUGUUGAAAACACGUUGACAUUGCUCGACCCUGAGGGUCUCAAGCUGACUCUUGGCAUUCACCGACAUGUCAUCCCCAACUCUGGCGGAGCAGUCAAGUUCAGUAUCUUCUGUCCCUAUGUGGUCCUGAACAAGACUGGCUUGGAUCUCAUCUUCAAGGCCAAGUCAUUCAUGCAGAACGCCAAGAUCGCUGCCGGCCAGGGCUCCAACCGCAUGGUCCAAAACAAGGCGCUUCCGCUCAUGUUCUCAUACGGCAAGACGGAGAACGGCAACCGUAUGCUUGUCCAGGUCGGUGGAAGCUCGCAGUGGAGUCGACCCGUCAGUUUUGAGGCUGUUGGAAGCAUCAUGGAGAUUUCCGUGCAAGCAGCAGAGCGACCUGAGGAGAUUCAUCUGGGAAUGAACGUCGAGCUUGGCAAGGGCAAGUACGCUCUGACCAAGGUUGUCACCAUCACCCCUCGCUUCAUCCUCAAGAACAACUUGGACGAGGACCUAAACUUCCGCGAGGUUGGUUCCAACAAUGUCACCUUGCUGCCAGCCCACCAACGCGUUCCUCUGCGGUACAUGCGUCUAGGACAACAGAAGCUACUCUCGCUUCGUCUCCCUGGAAUCACCUCGAGAUGGACGGCGCCUUUCAACAUCGACGAGAUGGGCAAGAUGUACGUUACAAUCCUGCGUAGCGAUGGUGAAGUCGAGCUUAUUCGGAUCCAUGUUAUGAUGGAGGUUGCUACUGUUUUCAUCGUUUUGAACAAGGAGGAGGGUCGCUGGCCAUACCGAAUCGAUAACCGUUCGUCGUGGGACAUCGCCUUCAGCCAACACAGCAACGUUCGUAGCGACUCUGCCACAGCGUCGACGGCCUCGUUCUCGAGCUUCGCCGCCAAGACCUACAAGCUCAAAGCAGGCGAGACGAUGGCAUACUCCUGGGAUCUGCCUCACAUGAAGGAGAAGACGUUGGUUUUGAACGUCAACGGUCGCGAGCGCGAAGUGAGUUUGCAGGAGAUCGGAUCCUUGGUCCCCUUCAAGUUCCCUGCAGGCGAUACCAACGGCAUUCUCGCUAUUGAUGUCAUUGCGGAGGGCCCCACGCAGGUCUUGGUGCUCGCAGAUUACGACUCGAAGCAGAGUUUGUUCAAGCAGCGAUCGUCGAGUCAAUUGACGGUCAGUGACAGGAGCGAUGACGGCAAGGAUAUCUCCAAGGACGGCUUCGAGGUUAUUGAUGUCGACGCCGUGGUCACAUUCAACUUCCAGGUCCGACUUGAGUGCAUUGGUAUCUCUGUCCUGAAUCAGCGGAUGCAAGAGUUGAUCUACAUAUCGAUGACGGGUCUCGAGAUGCGAUACACGGACUCGAACAUGUACCAGUCUGUCAACAUGUUGGUGAAGUGGCUCCAAAUCGACAACCAGCUGUACGGAGGAUCAAGCCCGAUUAUCCUUUGCCCGACGCAGACCCCCAAGGACGGCAAGGACUCGGCCGCUCACCCAACCUUGCACAGUGCCCUGGUGCGAGCCAAGGACGAAACUCACGGAGUUGUUUACUUCAAGUACUUCUCGGCGUUGGUCCAGGAGCUGACUGUGGCCAUGGACGAGGACUUUUUGUACACUCUUCUCGAGUUCUCGAAGUUCAAUGUGCCAGGGUGGACGGAUGACCCAAGCAAGGUUCAGCUGUGCGACGAGAGUCUCGAUCUUCCAGAGCCUACUGCCAAUGAGGGCGAGAGUCAGCUGUUCUUUGAGGUGCUCCACCUGCACCCCAUGAAGGUCAACCUGUCCUUCAUGCGAUCGGACCGUGUCAACAUCGAGGAGGCCCAACAGAAGACCUCGAGCCACAACCCCAUUAUGUACGUCUUUAACGUACUCACUAUGGCCAUUGGAAACAUCGAUGCUGCACCGAUUACACUCAACGCGUUGUUCUUGGAGAACGUUCGUGCGAGCGGACCGGUGUUGGUGGAUCUUUUGCAGAGACAUUACAGCCAGGACUUCUUCUACCAGCUUCACAUGAUUGUCGGAUCGAUCGAGUUCUUGGGUAACCCUGUUGGUCUCUUCAACAACCUCAGUUCAGGAGUGGUCGACUUUUUCUAUGAGCCCUACCAAGGAUUCAUCAUGGCAGACCGCCCACAAGAGAUUGGUCUGGGCAUUGCUCGCGGUACUUCGUCGCUGCUCAAGAAGACAGUCUUUGGAUUCUCGGACAGUCUUGCCAAGAUUUCUGGAUCGGUCGGAAAGGGACUUUCGGCCGCCACCAUGGACAAGAACUUCCAGGAGCGACGACGCAUGGGCAGCCAACGCAACGCACCCAAGCACGCGCUUUCCGGAUUGUCUCAGGGAGCGUCGUCGUUGGCCAAGGGUGUUGUCAGUGGAGUGACCGGUAUUGUCGAGCAACCGUUGCAGGGUGCCCAGAGCGGAGGCGUCGAAGGAUUUUUCAAGGGAGUCGGCAAGGGACUUGUCGGUGCUGUGACCAAGCCCUUGGUCGGAGUGUUUGACUUUACGACUAACGUAACAUCCGGUAUCCGUAACACUACCACCGUCUUUGACAAGGACCAGACGCGCAAGCGCAUCCCUCGUCACGUUCCCAAGAACGGCAUCUUGACCCUUUACGACAAGUCUGAGGCCGUUGGCCAGUUCUGGCUCAAGCAGAUCGAUAGCGGACGAUACUUUUACGACGACUACAUUGCCCAUUUGGUCCUCAAGGGCGACAACAUGGUCGCGAUGCUGACAUCCAAGCGGAUCAUGGUCUUCCGGGCCGAGAGUCUGAAGGUUGAGUGGCAGUUGGAGUUCUCUGAGAUCCAGGCGAUUGCGCCCUUCCCGCGUGGUAUCUCGAUCACGAGUCGACGCGACCAACAGGAGAACUUUAUCCCGAUCUUUGAGCAGAGUUCGCUCCAGUGGUUCAGCAGCAGGAUUGAGGAGAAAGUCAGUCAGUUCAACGCCGAGCUCAAGCCCUUGGAGUAA